Dicrocoelium dendriticum is the source of this 1653-nucleotide messenger RNA. Lineage: Eukaryota; Metazoa; Platyhelminthes; Trematoda; Plagiorchiida; Dicrocoeliidae. The record is from the annotation of a GenBank genome assembly.
AUGAUAUUCUUGUGGCUAGUAUUGUUGAUUAUCACGCAACUUUUGUGCAGAUCAAGCGGGCUUUCGUCCAAUUCCCCGACUAAACCCACAUUUUACAGGCCCCAAAAUUCCGGUCAGCAGUUAGGAUACGAGCAGCAUCACAGAAAGCCAUCGGGAAAUUCAGUCCAACCGCCAUUCCCGUCUACUCCUGGCCUGUCUAGUGUCUAUGCUUACGGGGACCCCGAAUUAAUGGCGCUCCGUCGGGGUCAGCCGGAUCCUGCUAUGAGCUACACACAGACUAGACCAGAUGUUGUACCUCCACACAUGCAACCCUCUCGAGUAGUCCAACCUCCUAUGAGGAACGACGCUUUUGGGAGUCGAGAAAACACCACUGCCGCAACCACCACGCCCACCACCACCAGUCCUUCCAUAAGGGAUCAAAUCGUUCAAAUGAUUCUAUCAAAAUACCGGAGCUAUGAACGUCCACCGGAGGGCGGCAAUGCCACUGUAGUCACUGUGAACAUGAAGGUGUUGGCCAUUUUCUCCAUCGAUGUCCGCACAAUGGAUUACAAUGUAGAUGCGCUUUUGCGUCAGACUUGGCGGGAUCGUCGCUUGUCAUGGGAGGAAGUUCCGGCGUUUCGGAACUACACCGAAAAUUUGGUCUCACCCAAAUUGAAAGAACAGCUCUGGUUGCCCGACUUGUUUUUCCGCAACGGCAAAGAUGGAUACCUUCACAAAUUAACUCUGCCAAAUUACUUGCUCCGUGUUGCACCCAAUGGGAAUGUACUAUAUAGUCAAAAGAUUACCAUGCGAUUUUCCUGUCAAAUGCAUUUGCAAACAUUUCCUAUGGACACUCAACGUUGCCACAUGAAUUUCGGAAGCUACGGUUACACUUUGAAUGAACUGAAAUUUGUUUGGAGCGCAGACAACCCCAUGGAAAUUUCCAGCAAUCUGCAGUUAUCCGAAUUCGAAACGCCCGAGGCGUUUGAGGCAGAGGAUUGUUCGGCCAACUAUUCCACUUCAACCGGUCAGUACACCUGUUUGCUCGCCACAUUUGAACUUCAGCGCCAACUGGGAUCCUAUUUGGUCACCACAUAUGUGCCAAACAUCCUCAUUAUCAUGGUCUCUUGGCUUAGCUUUUGGGUCAAUGUGGACUCUGCUCCUGCACGAGUGCCUCUCGGGUUACUCAGCCUGCUUGGUAUUCUCACACAAGCCAUCAGCGUUUCCUCCACACUCCCUCGCGUGUCUUACAUCAAGGCAACCGAUGUCUGGAUGAUAUUCUCCAUUAUAUUUGUUAUUGGCGUUCUAGUUGAAUACGCGGUCGCACUGACGGUGCUACGACGCAAACAAUCGGAAUCUUGGCACGAAGACGUUCGGUCCAUCGUGCACGAAGAACUGACACGUUGGUGUGCAGUGUGUCAACAGCAACAGCUGUCACAGCUACAAAAUGCUCAAGGCCUUUCUCGUGGUCAGUUAGAGUUUUGUGAAGAAAUGGAAUUGUUGCUCACCAGCCAAAUGAUUGAUGACCACAAGGACAAAUCGAAGCCUCGUCGGCCACCCGGAUUGGUCGAGUCGGAGAUCGACCAUUACAGCCGUUUUCUGUUUCCGGCAUGCUACAUUCUGUACAAUUGUUUCUACUGGAUUUAUUACUUGGUGAUUGUGAACCAAUCUUGA